Molecule: messenger RNA, 850 nt
Organism: Tilletiaria anomala UBC 951
Lineage: Eukaryota; Fungi; Basidiomycota; Exobasidiomycetes; Georgefischeriales; Tilletiariaceae
Exons: 2
Coding region: 294-497 (67 amino acids)
Source: RefSeq, a predicted model, not a curated record
CUCAUGGCGCAUGUAGCAUGUGUCAUGCAUGGGGCACCAAGGAUCAGGGAUUAGGCAUUAAGCAUCAGUAUGUCCGUCAAGGCCUCAGAGCAGGCCUGUCAUAUUCGUGCUCAUGCAGCCCGCAAUCGCCCGCAACCCAUAGGUCAAAAGAGUUCGAAGCAUAUAUAUAUUUGUACAAAGCUUCUAUUUUCCGGUCCAGAUUCCACUUUCCAGACAUUAUGAAUGGGAGCAGGGGAACUUGCACCUCGAGCCCAUCAGCCCAGCCCUCCAAACCGCGGCCGUCGGUGUUAUCAAUGGCAACGCAAGAUGGCACUCCCAUUUUCACCACCAGCUCCCCGGUACCUUUGCUGAGCCCGGUAUUCCACCGACCCGACCCUGGGAUCAUAUCAUCGAGGUCACCAGCAAGGAAGGCCUUUGCCAGCGUGAACGUUCAAGAUCGCCAUGGGAGCAUGAAGCCAUUCAACAAUUCAUCCAUGAGUAAACACAGAAAGCAGUGAUCGAACCAGCUAAUCAUUCGCUGUGGGCCAGGCUGCUGCUGCUCGUGCUCAAACUGAAUACUCAGGAGCCCUGUGUGUGGCGACUAUCUCUGCCUCAAUGACGUAACAAUCAAAGGCUUGCAUCCUUUGGUACGAAUCGAUGAUUGUUACGCUAUGCUUACAUGCCACGAGGGUUUUCACAAUUUUAGACCUCACCCAGAAGGUUGGGAAGUUGCGGCUGCGAGCAGAAACGAGGGCUAAGGCCACUUUCACCACCCCCCAUGUCUUGUACCAGUGGGCUGUGAUGCCCAUGAGGCUGACCAAAGCGUCGGCUACCUUCCAGUGGAUGGUGAAUAGCAUUUUGGGAGCAAUGA